Molecule: messenger RNA, 726 nt
Organism: Nymphalis io (European peacock)
Lineage: Eukaryota; Metazoa; Arthropoda; Insecta; Lepidoptera; Nymphalidae
Product: protein takeout-like
Exons: 5
Coding region: 1-726 (241 amino acids)
Source: RefSeq, a predicted model, not a curated record
AUGGCGUUAAUCAAGUUCAGUAACGAGGGGCAGGCUAGUCUAACUACAAGACGUAGUUUAAUAUCGAGCUUUACGUCACCAUGCGACAUUAGUGAUCAAUCUUGCGUUAAUAAAUUAGCAAAUAUUCUUCUUCCUCAUGUAUUUACUGGAAUACCGAAUCUCGAUGUCACUAGCACUGACCCUUUAUUCAUCGAAGAAAUUGUUGGAGACAUAUCUAUAUUGAAAUAUAAAUUUUUUAAUAGUACCUUCAUUGGUUUUAACAACUGCGAGGUGUCAAAUUUGCAAUUAGACAAGGAAUUCACAAAGGUAAUCUAUGAUCUUAUCUGUCCGCAUUUUACUAUGGAUGGCAAAUACGAAAUAAAAGGUCGUCUUAUAUUGUUACCAAUAGAAGGGAAAGGAGAUUCCCAUAUGAAUACAGAAAAAUAUAAAGUAAACGUUGACUCAGACUUGAAGACAUUCAUGGGAAAAGAUGGAAAAAUUCAUGCGCAAAUAAAAAACUUCAAAUUGAAAUGUGAAGCGCUGGAACCGUUAUAUUUUGAUUUUAAAAACUUGUUUAAUGGACAAAAGGACUUAUCGGAUGCCGUUCACAAGUUUGCUCACGAAAACUGGCGAGAAGUUACUGAACUAGUGCAAGAUCCGGUUUUCUACGCUAUAAUGAGAAAAAAUAUCGCCAAUACAAACAAGUAUCUUAAGCACGUACCACUUGAGGAGAUUUUUAGUAUUUAA